Apis dorsata (giant honeybee) is the source of this 1535-nucleotide messenger RNA. Its product is annotated as cyclin-dependent kinase-like 4. The coding region runs from base 180 to 1454 and encodes 424 amino acids. Lineage: Eukaryota; Metazoa; Arthropoda; Insecta; Hymenoptera; Apidae. The transcript has 5 exons. Gene Ontology annotation, biological process: protein phosphorylation; intracellular signal transduction. Gene Ontology annotation, molecular function: cyclin-dependent protein serine/threonine kinase activity; ATP binding; MAP kinase activity. The record is from RefSeq and is a predicted model, not a curated record. Gene Ontology annotation, cellular component: nucleus; cytoplasm.
AACGAUCCAUAUGAUGUGAGUAAAUACAUACGUAUCGCAAAAAAUUAUGUAGAAUAAAUUCUAAAUCUUUGAAAUUUGAUAGAAAACGGCUGUGUUCCACCGAGGAAAAAAAUUAUAAAAAAGGAAGAGAAAAAUCGAAAUAAAAUUAGAGAAGACGUGAUUUUUAAGCGUGAGACAGGAUGGAUAAAUACGAGAUGAUAGAAAUCGUAGGAGAGGGAAGUUAUGGCAUAGUGAUGAAAUGUAAGCAUCGCGAGAGCGGGCAAUUUGUAGCCAUUAAGAGAUUUCUCGAAACCGAGGAAGAUUACGACGUGCGAAUAAUGGCAUUUCGAGAAAUCCGAAUGUUGAAAAAAUUACGCCACGAUAAUCUGGUAAAUAUGAUCGAAGUGUUUCGUCGAAAGAAACGAUUUUAUCUCGUAUUCGAAUAUUUGGAUCAUACUUUACUGAACGAAUUGGAAAAUGUCGGAAGAAACGGUCUAGGUUUGGAAAUAUCCAAGCGAUAUAUCUAUCAAAUCCUUCGUGGAUUGGAUUUUUGUCAUAGUAGUAACAUAAUGCAUCGUGAUAUCAAGCCAGAAAAUAUCCUUAUAUCUCCGAACGGAGUGGUGAAGCUUUGCGAUUUUGGAUUUGCACGUUUUGUAAAUAGUCCCAAUGAAUCUUGCACGGAUUACGUGGCGACAAGAUGGUAUCGUGCCCCGGAAUUGUUAGUCGGUGAUCCUCGAUACGGCAGACCGAUAGACAUUUGGGCGGUAGGCUGUUUGUACGCGGAAAUGAUGGUCGGGAAUCCUUUGUUUCCUGGCAAGAGCGACGUAGAUCAGCUUUAUCGAAUAACCAAAAUACUUGGAGGACUAUGUAUGAAGCAUCAAAGUUUAAUAGAUCGUACCAGACCUGGUCAAAUAUUGCGGCAUGCGAGCGCGGAUGAGCUCAUAAGACCACCUCAGUCCGGUGUUUUCUCGAUUCGUAAAUUAUUUCCCAAAUGGGAUAUAGUCGCCAUCGAUUUUUUGGCUCAAUGUCUUCGUAUGGAUCCCGACUUAAGAUCAAAAUCUUUCAUGCUCUUGGAACAUCCGUUUUUUAUACAAGAUCGAUUUGCCGAUAAAUUUCUUGUAGUUUUGAGAAAAAGUAUCGAUAUAGAAUCUUCUAUGAAUCCUUUAUCCAGUAAAAUGUCGAGUGAAAAAGGGCCGAGUAUUUCUACGAAUUUAUUCGAAUCAUCGUCGAAAACUGUUUACCAAUAUUUUCCCAGAUGGCAUAUGCAUUCUAUUAUCGUGAAAGAUUUAAAAAACAAAACGAAGUCCGAAGCGAUAGAUACGAUGGAAUUACGCCAAACUUCGUCAUCGUUGUUGCGCAUCGAUCCCUUAAAAAAUUCCCGAAAAGUUUGUAACAUAAAUACCAUUUCUGUCAUACCAAAAACAACUUACAUUCGUAAAGUAAAGAAGAAGGGAAUCGCUAUGCAUAAUUAUUAAAAGGCUAUAUUAGCGCUUUUUUGAACGUUUUACGAUUGUUUGAGUACAAAUGAUAAUAAAAGAAGAGAAUAUAGAAGAGAA